UAAAUUAAAUCAUACAAAUCAAUUUGGGGACUCUUCUUCUUUACGAUACGGUGUCGUAUUCAAAAAUAACAUUCUAGGGGCAAUCGAGGCAACGCCACCGUAAUUUGCCGCCAUGGAUCCACAGAGCCAAACCACUUCUCUACAGCGACUUCAAAAUGUGGAAAAGAGAAUAGUUAGGGUAUUGGAACUAGCCGGAGGAGUGAUGGAUGAAAUGGCGAGCCAGAGUGGUCCAAGAAAGGAACUUGUCAAUAAUCACUGUAGUGAGUUCAUGCAAUUAAUCAAGGACAUUCAGUUUGCCCUGCGAGAGGAAAUCAAAAGUGCUUGUGAGUAUCGUCCAUUUGAGAAGUGUGACUAUGUUCCAAGAAUAUCUAACGAGAUUUGUUAUAAGAAACUGGAAUAUGUUAUUGCUCAAUUAGAUGAGAUGAAGCAAACAAUCGAGGGAUAUCGCAAUGCAGCUUGAGGGCACAUGCUGUACAAUAUCACUGGGAUAUUGCUGUCUGUUGGGGGCAAUUGG
This is a messenger RNA of Olea europaea var. sylvestris, 514 nucleotides long. Its product is annotated as mediator of RNA polymerase II transcription subunit 11-like. The record is from RefSeq and is a predicted model, not a curated record. The coding region runs from base 113 to 460 and encodes 115 amino acids. The transcript is spliced from 3 exons. Gene Ontology annotation, biological process: regulation of transcription by RNA polymerase II. NCBI's taxonomy places the organism in Eukaryota, Viridiplantae, Streptophyta, Magnoliopsida, Lamiales, Oleaceae. Gene Ontology annotation, cellular component: mediator complex. Gene Ontology annotation, molecular function: transcription coregulator activity.